AUGACUGCGUUCAACUCGAAAUAUUCCGGAGGUUUAAAUAGUUCCCCAAUCGGAUCUCCGGGAGGAACAGAUUUGAGCGGGGUCAGGUCGGCGAAUAUACGUAAGAAGGUCAAUAUAGGCACAUGGAACGUGCGGAGUUUAUUCGAGGCAGGAAAACUAGCCAACCUAAUUCAGGAAAUGAAGAGGCUUGACAUCGAUAUACUGGGCGUGACGGAGACUUGGUGGCCGGGUGCGGGAGUGUGUAAUACCGGGGGAGGUGCAUUCUACUAUUCGGGCAAUCAAGAUAGGAAUCAUCGGAAGGGAGUUGAAAUCAUUGUGUCAGAAAGUUUUAAGAAUUGCAUCAUCGACUUCAUACCGUACUCGGAUAGGAUAGCGCUGAUGAGGGUUAAUGCAAGGCCAACCAACUUAAAUAUCAUCCAGAUAUACGCGCCAACUGCUGAUGCACCAGACGAGGAGAUGGAAAUAUUCUAUGAGCAAAUAAAAGAAAUGCUGAAGCUCACCAAAAAACAUGAGAUUAAUAUAAUUAUGGGCGACUUCAACUCUAGGAUAGGGAAAGAAAGGUAUGAGGAUCUGGUGGGACCAUUCGGACUGGGAACAAGAAACGAGAGGGGCAAACGCCUGGUGCAAUUUUGCCAAAAAGAAGAUAUGAGAGCUACUAACACAUGGUAUCAAUUACCACCUAGGAGACUAUAUACGUGGAGAUCUCCCAGAGACAGCCCAGAGAACAUAAGUCGCAAUCAGAUAGACUACAUACUUAUCAAUAAAUGCUUUGGAUCUUCAAUUAACAGAGUAAGCACUUGUCCUGGAGCGGACGUGCCCUCUGACCAUAUACUACUACGGGCAGCCAUCAAAAUCAAACUAACAAAGUAUGCAAAAUCAGCUUCAAAACGAGGAAUUGCAUAUGAAAAGCUUAAACAAAGAGAUAUGAAAACUGUAGUGAGCCAAAAGUGA
Solenopsis invicta (red fire ant) is the source of this 951-nucleotide messenger RNA. RefSeq names its product craniofacial development protein 2-like. Gene Ontology annotation, molecular function: catalytic activity. The coding region runs from base 1 to 951 and encodes 316 amino acids. Gene Ontology annotation, cellular component: nucleus. Gene Ontology annotation, biological process: chromatin remodeling. Lineage: Eukaryota; Metazoa; Arthropoda; Insecta; Hymenoptera; Formicidae. The transcript has a single exon. The record is from RefSeq and is a predicted model, not a curated record.